Messenger RNA from Coregonus clupeaformis (lake whitefish), 3345 nucleotides. RefSeq names its product tetraspanin-11-like. The record is from RefSeq and is a predicted model, not a curated record. The transcript is spliced from 9 exons. Gene Ontology annotation, cellular component: membrane. NCBI's taxonomy places the organism in Eukaryota, Metazoa, Chordata, Actinopteri, Salmoniformes, Salmonidae. Bases 121 to 903 code for a protein of 260 amino acids.
GACGCUAGGGAAGCAACAAGCUUGAUUGAAUCAAAAAGCCUAUGCUACAAUAACGGGACCGCUAUUUAUCCGUUUAUAUUCAGAAGCAAGCCGUGCAUUUGGUGAAGCUGUGGAGGGGAGAUGUCGGCUGUGUACAAAGACGACCAGGAUGACUGGAUGACAGUCUGCCUCAAGUACCUCCUCUUUGUCUUCAACGUCCUCUUCUGGGUUGGUGGAGCGGCGGUGAUGGGCGUGGGAAUCUGGACCUUGAUAGACAAGAGUGACUACCUGAGCCUGCUGGCCUCCAGCACCUUCGCCGUGUCCGCCUACAUCCUCAUCCUGGCCGGGGCCCUGGUCAUGGUCACGGGCUUCCUGGGCUGCUGCGCCGUCAUCAGGGAGCAGAGGAGCUGCCUAUCCACGUAUUUCUGCUGUCUGUUGCUGAUCUUUCUCAUAGAGCUGGUGGCAGGAGUCCUGGCCUAUGUGUAUUACCAGAGGCUCAGUGAGGAGCUGAAGCAGCACCUGAAUCAGACCAUGACAGAGAACUACGCCCAGCCAGGGAAAGAGGCCAUCACCCUGGCCGUGGACAGACUACAGCAGGAUUUCAAGUGCUGUGGCAGCAACAACUCGUUUGAUUGGCUGCACAGUGUGUAUGUGACCUCGGCUGAGUCGGAGCGCAGGGUGGUCCCGGACAGCUGCUGUAAGACCAUCACCACCCUCUGUGGCUGCAGAGACCACCCCUCCAACAUCUACAAGACUGAGGGUGGCUGCAUCACCAAGCUGGAGCAGUUCCUGGCUGACCACCUGCUGAUCAUUGGAGCUGUGGGGAUAGGAGUGGCCUGUCUACAGCUGGCCGGGGCCAUGUUGACGGCCUGCUUUAUCUAUCUGCUGUAUAAAGAAGAGGAGGAGGACUUCUCUGCCGUGUGAUUGGCUAAGCCUCUGUCUGGUCACACUCGGUGGGGACGGGACAAGAUCUGUGGGAUGACGUUCACAUGCUGCCUACACAGAAGGAUUAAGUUGGACCCUUAUUGAACCCUACAGUCCAGCCCCCCAACACCAUCCUGCCUCACGGCCCAGGGAGCAACAAUGCCUGCUGAACACUCAACCUUGACCUCUAACCCCUCCUGACCUCUGAACCUUACAAUCCAACCCUGCCUGGAUCCUUCUGCACCCCUGCCUUGGCUUGGAUGCAUUCACCGCCCCCCACUCUCUCAAAGACAAGGCCAAUGAAGAAGAGAUGCUUUGGUAUUUUGGUGUUGUUAUUUUCUGUAGUAAGCCUACUGCUGUUUAUGUAAGGUAGUUCUUACUGUAUGUUGUCAAUACAGUCAAAUCCUUACUGUAGAUUUCACAGUUAUCAACAUUCCACACAACUGGAAGGCAAAGCGAAGUGGUUGUGACUGAGAAUCAAGUGUACUGUACACACUCUCAUGGUGUUGCUGCUUGCGAAGGGUUGAUUAUUGAAUUAGUGCUAUAUUCAGUGUGUCACGGAUGUGAACCACAAUGUGCCUCUGUCAUCGUUUUAUCACAUAUUCUCUGAUAGCUUUGUUACACCAUGGUAAUCGAUGUUUGAUCUACAUCACAAAGAAAAACAAUCAUGAGUUGAUUGAUACCCACAGAAUAAUCGAGUAGAUAUAGGGAAAACUCCAUUAUGUGUAUAUAGAUGAUAGCAAAUCUUGAUAUGAAUGAAAAUAGCACUAAACGCUGCUAAGAGUAACGUUGCACCUAACGUUUCUGUAUGUGUUGCCUCCGUAGUUUGACUAACAAAUCUCGUUCUGUGUUGUAUGCUAUGCUAAACCUACAGUACCACUCUUUCAAUCCCAGGACCAACUGACUUGUUUUACGGACACUUUUAUUAUGCUGGAGAAACGUUGUCAUUUACCAAUGAUACGGGGUCAGAUCUUUCUACGUUCCCCCUACUGGUUAGAUUAGGAUUCAGGGGUUAUGGGCGACUUCUGAGGUUUGAACUGUCAUGAGUCUGUCCUCUCCUCUGGUGUGGGUUAAGAUCCCCAUCUAGUGGUGGAUAUUGGUACAUACUCCUGUGCAGUGCUCCUGUAGUAUUCUGUGUAGGGUUGCAAAAUUCUGAGAACUUUCAAUACAUUUUCUGGUUUUCCAGAAAUCCUGGUUGGAGGAUUCUGGAUUUCCUGCUUAUUCCCUCCUGAUUCAAGGAUUCCUCCAACUGGGAUUUCGGGGAAACCAGGGAAUUUGUUGAAAGUUCCCGGAAUUUUGCAACCCUAAUUCUUUCUCACUGAUUCUGGAGCAGCCAGGCAGCCUUGGAUCGACUACUGCCUUUAAAGACUAACUACAUGAAGGCAUGAGAUAUAUUUGAUUGUUUUGCUGUUAUUCAAAGAGAUGAAGACACGUAUGCAGAUGGUCUUUCUUUCUAUUCCCCCAAGUGGCCCACCGAAAGCUGUUCUUGCUGUUCAUGUAUUUUUCUAAUCGAAAUGGGUCAAAAUAUUAUAUAACAUUAUAGUAUGUAUAAUAUAAGAAAUAUAUAAUAAAACAUAUAAGAUAUGAUCUGGGCUGUUUCUAUACUGUAUACUGUAGUAAUCAAAGUAUGCCUUUGUCUGUUUAACAAAAAUGUCAUAGCUAUUGAAUUUAUGUUGAUGGUAGUCUUUAACUGGUUUCCUACAUCAUUCAAUGGUUUGGUAUUAUUAUUCUCAGCAGUUUUCUCUUCGCAUCAAUGUCUUGAAUGUUUUGUUACAGUACAUGACUAUUGCUACUUUAAGACAUCAUGUUUAUAUUUAUACUCUUCGAUAUGAGGAGGGCCUCCCGAGUGGCGCAGUGGUCUAAGGCACUGCAUCGCAGUGCUUGAGGCGUCCCAGCCUGUGUCGUUGUUCCAUCGCGCUCUAGCGUCUCCUUGUGGCGGGCCGUGCGCCUGCAAGCUGACUUCGGGCGCCAGUUGUACGGUGUUUCCUCCGACCCAUUGGUGCAGCUGGCUUCCGUGUUAAGCGAGCAAUGUGUCAAGAAGCGGCUUGGCAGGGUCGUGUUUUGGAGGACGCAUGCCUCUCGACCUUCGCCUCUCCCGAGUCUGUACGGGAGUUGCAGCGAUGGGACAAGACUGUAACUACCAAUUGGGGAGAAGAAGGGGUAAAAGUACAAACAAAAAUAAGAUAUGAAGAGAGCUGUACGUGCACAGGCCAUGUUUGAAAGAAGUGCGUAGCCUAUCUGUGAAGAGCGUUGAAAGGUUAAAAAAAUCUGUCAAUGUGCUGUUGGGCAAGGUCCUUAACCCUAAUUGUUGCUGUAAGAGUGUCUGCUAAAUUACUCAAAUGUAAAAGCUGGUGUGACAUUGGGAUGCACUGUAUGACUUGUUCUGUACAAUAUGAUUACAUAAACGUUUUUUAUCUACUCAAUAAAUAUGAUACUAUAUUA